CUGUCGCUGCGUCUCCGUUUCUUCCCGGGUCCCAAAUGGGCUGAUCCCGCUCACCUAUUCCUCUCUGUCCUAAUGCAUUACUUGCCAGUGUGAAAAACGCUGUAAUCUUGCGUGCUGUGUCGGCAUUAGGAUAAAGGCACCGGCCCGUCGCGUCUUUCGCGGAGGUCGCUAAACACAUUUAGUGCAUGAAUAGUGUCACGGUGGCAACCGUUUGCGUUUCUGACAUUGCAUUUUCUGCGACUUUUUGCCAUCGAUAUCCGUGUCCGUCUGAAGCGGUGACACGUUGAUGAAGGUCUGUCUGGGGCAGUCCGAUUAUCCAGUCCAAAAUGGUCAAAGUGAAGGCGAUCCUCAAACUGGGACUCCUGAUAUCCCUGCUAUUAGUUGCUCUGUUCACCUUCCAAAGGCUUACCUUUACAGAUUUAAACUUGUUUGUCAGGUCUAUGUCAUCACAGCAACCUACUGCAAAACCCAUCAAUUUGAAAUGUGGCCUGUCCAGGCCUUGUCCUGCAAAACACUUUGCCUUUAAGAUGAACAGUGGAGCUGCCAGUAUAGUGGGGCCUAAAAUCUGUGUGGAGGACAACAUCCUCAUGAGUGGCGUGAAGAACAAUGUGGGACGAGGACUGAACAUUGCCUUAGUGAACGGAAGUACUGGAAUACUCAUCAAGACGGCUUACUUCGAUAUGUGGGCGGGAGACAUCAAGCUCCUAAUAAAGUUCCUGAAGAGCAUUGAACAAGGGACACUAGUCAUGAUGGCUACGUUUGAUGACUCUUCUACAAAACUCAAUGAGGAAGCAAGGAAGCUGAUCGGUGAUUUGGGGAGCUCGAGUAUUAGUGCUGUAAAAUUCAGGGAUAACUGGAUCUUUGUGGGAGGUAAAGGGAUCAAAAGGAAGAGUCCCUUUGAGCAGCACAUAAAGAACAAGGCAGAUACCAACAAAUAUGAGGGCUGGCCUGAAGUUCUGGAGAUGGAGGGCUGCAUCCCAAUGAAACAAAGCUAGCUUACCUAGCCACCUUGUCCUGGGACGUGGAGGUGUUCAUCCUGACCUGGAUUGCUGGGGUGUGUGCAAGUGUCUUAGGUCUCCUAUAACCAGCAAUGGCCUCAGUUCUUGGGAUAACCACCUUAGUACUGGGAGUAACAGCCUCAGCACAUAGGGUGAGGGACUGUAGUGUGGCACAGCUCAUCUGCAAUCAGAACUUGCACGUACAGCAGCUGUUUAGAUCUAGGGUAGGGUUCACCAAGAGCCAGGAUCUCAGGUCCAGGAAUGUCAGGGGUGUGGUUUGCUCAAUUGGAUACUGCUGUCAGUCUGAGUGGGUAAUGCUGACGGCGGGAAAAAAACACAAAAUUAACAGCUGCUCUUUAAGACCCCAGUGACAGAGAUUCAAAUCGUUUAAUAUUGUGUAUUGUACAGAUCAAUGCAUAUGACAAAUGUUUCAUAGUCCUUUUUUUUGUAGAAAAAAAAGGCUUGCAUAAAACUCUUUUCAAUCUAAAAAUGACAUUGCUGUAGCUAGUUUGUGGUUUGAUAGGUGUCACUGUUGCCUCACAACUCCAGGGUUAUGAGUUUGAAUCCUGACUCUGCUCUCUGUGUGAUUUUUGCAUGUUCUUCUCAUGUUGGAAUAGAAUAUCUUAAUUGUCAUUGUACAUGUAAAACAAACCCUGUGCUUGUUAUAAACAAUGAAAUAAAAAUAAGAAAAUAAAAUGGAUAAAUGAAAAAAUA
This is a messenger RNA of Paramormyrops kingsleyae, 1712 nucleotides long. RefSeq names its product protein FAM3C-like. The record is from RefSeq and is a predicted model, not a curated record. NCBI's taxonomy places the organism in Eukaryota, Metazoa, Chordata, Actinopteri, Osteoglossiformes, Mormyridae.